GGAUGCAGUCAGUUUAAAUGUUUGCGUGAACCGAAUUGAACAGAAUUAUUAGUAUAAAAAAUGUAUUUUAAAACAAUUAUACUCUUAUUAAUUAUUAUAGAAAACAUCCAAUGCUCUGUAAAAGAAUGGCUGCCCAACACCGACAUAUCCGAUCAAAACAACUGGUUAAAGAAAGAAUCGGGAGACAAGUGUAAAGGCUUGAUAUUUUCUGACAUCAAUGAGGAUCAAGUUUUCAUCGAACAUUUGGAAGUUGAGCAACUGGUAUUACCAAAAUAUGGAAAAAUAUCCUUCGGAGAAAAAGGAAUAAUUCAGUUUGGAAAAACAGAUAAUCCGCUAAAUUGUGUACAGCUGAAACCAAUCAUAACAGGAUAUUUGAUGAGGCCAGACCUAUGGAAAAACUUGGAUAACUCCACAAAUUCCGCUACUCCAGAUGUAGAACAGUUGCCAUGUUGGUACGAUGAGGUAUCAUUUCCGCACGGUAUCAACACCAGUAUUUUCAUGGAUUAUGAAACCAGGGCCGUUUAUAAGAAUUUAUUUGAAAACAUCAUGCUUGACAAAAAUGGCUUAGGAUAUUUUUCAAAAACUACUAAAAUUCUGCCAAAACGCCAGUGUGAAGAUCCUGCGGGAUGCGUUUGUCACAAUGAAAAACAUAUUUGUGAUUAUUUGAUGGCAUCUCUACCGAAACCACAAUGCGAACAUCCGAUAAAAGUUAUCGGGAACUGUCAUAAACUCACUUGCGGAGCAACAAUUCUUAUUAAGAAUAUUCUACCUUCACUUACUGUCAACAAAAUAAAAGAAAAAUUGAAAAAUUAUCAAUCAGACACCCACGUAAGCAAAGUGCUGUCUAACGACGAUGAAAAAAUUAUUCAAAUCGUAUUUGCUGAAAAGAAAUUUACCGGAAACAGCUUGAUAGAGGCCCAGGACUUUUAUGACAGUCUUUUAGAAGAAACAUCUUUGCACAAAGGAGAAAUUGAACUAGUAUUGUCAGGAGGAUCAUUGUAUGAACUUGAUUCCCAACUGAGCAAUCUAUUUUCCAUAUUUUUCGGAACUAUGUUGGGCGCCGUUUUAGUUUUUGGCAUUUUAUGUUUCGUGUCGUCACAAAGGUUCCGAAAUCUCAAUCUAGGAAACAGAUUUUCAAUUGUUACUGCAAGACCAGCUUUUAUGUCUGCUAGAUACCGCAAUAUCGAAGAUGAUACACGCUAUAAUUUUGAUGGUCAGUCUGUUAUUGGGUCUGUGGUUAGUUUAAGCCGAAGCUUCGAUAAUCCACUGUACGAAGACUUUCCAUCAACUAGAAGCACCAGUAAUGAGACCAUAGCUACUAAAAUAGACGAUAAAGAAAAAGAUGAAGAAAAGCAAGGAAAUGUGCAAGAAGUGGUGGCCAUUUUGGAAGCAACACCCGAGCAGAGUAGCACCAAUGGAAAAGAUGAACUUCUUCUUAAAGAUUUGUAAUAAAUUUAUUUACUAUUUAUCAGCUGAUGUAUCAUAAUAAUUGUUAUUAAAUAAUUUAUGGAUGUUAGAUGCGA
Sitophilus oryzae (rice weevil) is the source of this 1523-nucleotide messenger RNA. Its product is annotated as protein amnionless-like. The coding region runs from base 61 to 1449 and encodes 462 amino acids. The transcript is spliced from 9 exons. Gene Ontology annotation, cellular component: apical plasma membrane; endocytic vesicle. The record is from RefSeq and is a predicted model, not a curated record. Lineage: Eukaryota; Metazoa; Arthropoda; Insecta; Coleoptera; Curculionidae. Gene Ontology annotation, biological process: intracellular protein localization; receptor-mediated endocytosis.